AGUCCCCCUCCGGGUGACGUUACAUCCUGUCACGAGUGCGCAGCGCUGCCUGCAGUCUUGUCAACAGAGCGGCGGAGAGUUGUGUUGGUAGCGCUGUGAACAGGUGGCUGUAAGGAAAAAAAUAAUACAUUGCCGCCCUGUCUGGCAACAGCUGCAUGGGUCAGGAGCGAGAGACUGUUCUGCAAACCGUGGUGUCUGAAAUGCGUCUUCGGGACGAGUGGUACUAGAAUGGAGCCGCGCAGGUACGAGGUGGAACCGGCGACAAGACGGGACCAGUUCUGAGACAAGGUUUGGCUUUGAGCUCAGUUCCUCAGCCGAAGGGUCUAAAGAAACUGUAGGAGGGAAGGGAGCUGUGAUGUGCCCGGACAGUCGUGCAUUGAGGAGGAUAGUGAUCUCUCACAGCCCUGCGCGCAUCUUCCACCGAUGACCAGCGUGGGGCUGACUGACGCCCGGACUCCGCGGAGGGUCACUGCUCGCCCGAAACAUCCAGCUCCCCGGCGCCAGGCUCGGCUGGACCGGGCAGGUCCCGAGCAACAGCAAUAACAGCUCAUCGCGGUUUUCUCCCAGGCUGCAAUGGUGACUGACCAGGCUGAGGUACCGGCCAUUUCGUUACUGAUCUGAUAUCGGCGCAGCUCCCAGUCCGGGAGUUGGAUACAGAGCGUCCUGCGUGGUGCUCAUCUUGCCGGCGGCCAUAUAGACGCACAAGGGGAGAGAAAGUAAGGCGCUCCGGGGGCUGCCCGGGCUCUGGGGACAAUCUGCCCCGAGGAGAGGGACAGUCUUCAGUUCGCAGGCGGACCGAGCGAGUCCGAGUCAUGGAUCAGCUCAAAGUCAAAGACCGCAUCCUGGAAAAUAUUUCCUUGUCCGUGAAGAAGCUGCAGAGCUACUUCGCUGCCUGUGAGGAAGAGGCGCCUGCGAUCCGGAACCAUGACCGCGUCCUGCAGCGGCUGUGCGAGCACCUGGACCACGCACUGCUGUACGGGCUGCAGGACAUCUCCUCGGGGUACUGGGUUCUGGUUUUGCACUUCACUCGGCGGGAGGCGGUCCGGCAGAUCGAGGAGCUACAACAUAUUGCCACCAACCUGGGCCGCAGUCGGGCCUGGCUCUACCUGGCCAUGAGCGAGAGCUCGCUGGAGAGCUACCUGCGGCUGUUCCAGGAGAACCAGGGUCUGCUGCAGAAAUACUACUUCAAGAACGCUCUGGUGUGCAGCCAUGACCAUCUCGCACUCUUCCUCACUCUAGUUUCCGGGCUGGAGUUCAUUCGCUUUGAUUUGGAGCUGGACGUCCCGUAUCUGGAUGUUGCACCCUACAUGCCAGAUUACUACAAGCCUCAGAACCUGCUGGACUUUGAGGAGCGGCUGCCCAGCUCAGACAGCCUUUCCUUGCAUUCCUUCACCUCGCUGACAUCCACCAACCUGGAGUGGGACGACAGCGCCAUUGCUCCCUCCAGCGAAGAUUAUGAUUUUGGUGAGGUAUUCCCUGUGAUGCAGUCAAUGCCCAGUGCAGACUGGGAAGAGGGAGACCUGACAGACCCAGCCAGCUGCCGGUCAGUGGCCUGUGAGCCGCUGGUCAACAGGGCGGCGACACGCAGCCCAACUCUGCGGAUCAACCCUUUCAAUGAGGACUCCGACACCAACCCUUCCACCGACACUACACCUGUGCACAGCGCACGCUGUGAGGCUUUCGAGGACGACGCAGAGAGCACUGGCACCGAUCUGGAAGUCAUCAGGCUUGCCAAGAGGAGAAAGCCGGGCAGGAAGCGCCAAGGGAAGGGGAGGUUGUCCUCUGCGAGCACCAGCCACCUGCCUGUCGGACACAGGCCCCCAGAGCACGAAGGCCGGGGCAGUGGCGGGCCUGUGGCCGGGGCAGGUGGGCCCCAGGAUGGCCCUCUGGGCUCAGGGCAGGACGGGGCCAGGGCAGAGGAGGGGCAGGAGGGAGAAGAGGAGGAAGGGGAAGAUGAGGGAGAGGGCCUUCUGCGGCUUCCUGAGAUGACGGACACCUCUAUGGAGAGCGUAGGGCAGCCCCUGCGGGAGGUCAUGGAGCAGCUGGAAGGGACUCUGGACUGCAAGACUUGGGAGCCCAGAGCGGGGGCCCAACCACCCCCGCAGCAGCCCUUUCGGAGCGACUCCGAGGGUGAGCCUCCAGACCCGCCCCCUGCCUCCUCUUUAUCCUUGGCCCAGGAGCCCCACGCCCUGCAGGCCUCUCCGCCUCGCGACUUCUACCGCUUUACCCCAGAGAGUCCAGGCCCUGCUGCCACAGGUGGUGGCCACGAUGACCCUGCAGGGCCUGGCCAGCCGGCGCAUGUUCAUGGUGGCCAUGAAGCUGAGGGAGCGGGAGAGGCGCCGACAGGAAAGACACUCGGACUCCUAGGGGAGCGAGGGGAGGAGGAGGGACGGGCGAUGCCUUUGCAGAACGGCUCGGCCCUGACGCCAGAGCUGCCCCUGUCUGGCCGGGAGGAGGAGGAACAGCCACCCAGCCCCUCGGAGACCAGCCAUGCCGCUGAGUUCAGGGUGGACAAUAAUCACCUGCUGCUGCUGAUGAUCCAUGUGUUCAGAGAGAAUGAGGAACAGCUCUUUAAGAUGAUUCGGAUGAGCACAGGGCACAUGGAGGGAAAUCUACAGCCACUGUACCUCCUGCUUACAGACUGCUACAUCUACUUGCUGCGGAAGGGAGCAGCAGAGAAGCCUUACACAGUGGAGGAGGCUGUGUCUUACAACGAACUGGACUAUAUCUCUGUGGGAAUGGACCAGCAGACUGUCACCUUGGUUUGCACUAACAGACGCAGGCAGUUCCUCCUGGACACGGCAGACAAGUCCUUGACAGAGUGGUUCCUGGCCUCCCUGAAGUCGGCCAUGAUCAAGGGCUGUCGGGAGCCCCCGUACCCCUCUGUGCUCACAGAUGCUACUAUGGAGAAGCUGGCCCUGACCAAGUUUGUGGUACAGGAGUCGCACUGUGAGGCAUCAGAGGUGUGCAUCAAGCUGUACUCGCUGGUACACUGGGAGGAUCCCCUUGAUACAUCCGGGGAUCACGAUGCUGGACUGCACAACCACCCUGACAGUUCUGUGGUCAAAGAAGGGCCUCUUCUAUACCGUGCUGGAACCUCCUAUCUUGGCAAGGAGGUGUGGAAGAGCUGCUACCUGGUUCUGAGCAAUGGGAUAUUGUUCCAGUACCCUGAAAGGACAGACGUGACACCUCUGCUCUCUAUUAAUAUGGGGGGGCAGCAGUGUGGGGGGUGUCGGCGUUCCAACACCACAGAACAACUCCACUCGUUCCAGGUCAUCCUGACGGAGCGCCCCCCUCUGGAGCUCAGUGCAGAGAAUGAGCAGGACAUGGCUGACUGGAUGCUGUACCUGUGCCAGUCGGUGUCUAAAGGGGUUGUCCCCCAGGAUGCAGCACCCACCCCAUGUAUCCCCUGCUGCCUUGUGCUGACAGACCGGAAGAUGUUUGUGUGUCAUGAGGACUGCCAGACAAGCUUCUUUCGCUCCCUGGGCAGUGCGGAGCUGGCUGAUGUCAGGGCAGUGAGAGUGGAGAGUGAUCGCGAGUACUGUGUCAUAGAGUUUGCUGAGGACAAGAAACAGUUCCUGCCACCCUGGGUACUGUACUUCAGCUGCAGUGUGGAGAGGGACCGGGUGCUGGGGGCGCUGGAGACCACCUGGAAAGAAAUCUUCCAGGUGGUGCUGCCCCGGCAGGAAGUGUUGGACCCUGCCGUGCAACAGAAGUGCGGUGAUGCUCUUUCUCUGAUCAGGAGCGCCUGGCAGCGCAGUGAUAGCCUGAGGAGAGGACGCUCGGAGAGAGAGCCCUGGUGCUGAGAGGCACAGGAGCUGCAGGUGGAGAUAUCCGGCUGCCGUUUUAAUGAAGAAAGAAUUCAGACUCGGCAACUGAACAGCCUGUGAGAAAGGUGUCAUGUUCUGGAGGAGUGAACUCUUCCAGCCCUGUGACUGAGCAGACCUCUGAGAUGCAGACUUGCGGAAGCUCUUUGGACACAAUGCCUGAAUUCACUAAUUCUGUUGACCUUUUCUGUUUGUGCCUCACCUGAAAGGCCUGGAGCAGGACACCUGACCGUUGGAGGGGCAGACCCUUCCCGAGCAAAGUCUCUGGAACAUGGACACAGACUCUGCAGCUUUUAACUCCUGCUUUUAUUUUGUAACUUUUACUUCAUGGCAAGUGUGUUCCAGACGAAUGUCUUGUUUAAGCUAUUGUCUCGCGUCUCUCUCAGUUAAUUUUAUCUGAAGAGACCAUGUGUUUGAUGUCUGGUCAGUGUUUCAUGUUUUUUUAAAAGUAAUUCAGCUUUUAUUUUAAGGUACUCUUUUGAGUUAACUCAGGCUGCAUUUUUUACAUAUCACUGCAUUGCGAGGGGAAUGUCGCUGGUGGACGCAAAAUAUUUUGGUGUCAUUCUGAAAGUGAGGCUCAUUUGCAGAUGGGGUCCAGCAGGAAAUCUACAAUAUUUGUUAGACUUGCCAGCGGUGGGGUUAGGGUUAAAAAAGAUCAUUUGAUCUGUUUGAUAAAUGAUGUGUUGAAUGUUUGAUCUCAAGUGGUAGCUGCUUAAUUCUAGAAACUCAUCCUAGGCUUUUUCCUUUAAUAAUCUCAAAAGUUAUCUUUAGCAUCUUUAGCCAAUGGAUGGAUAAUUGCACCAGACCUCUGUACUGUAAGUACUGAUUAUUAAUUGGAAGAUAUUCAAUGAUUAAACCAAUAGUUAUUAAUGUUACACACAAGAUGUGACUGUCGGGCCGCAGACUGCAUUGGGGUUGAAGAACUGGAUGAGUUUCUUAACUAAUGAAAGACUAAAUGAUUAAAGUUGCUCAGGAUCAGGACUGACCUUCCUUUGAUUAUAUUUUUAUGGUAGUUUUAAUCCCUAUUUGUGCCUGAAAUUUAAGAGAUGUUAAAGCCAACUUCUAUUUUUUUUUCUUUUGGCUGUAUGUGAAGUGCCUAAAAAGUCAUCACUGUUUUUGGGCCAAUUGUCUGGGGUGUACAUAUUUAUAAUGUAUGUUCUGAUGCUAAUUUCACAGCACUUUUUUUUAAACCGAAGAACAUUUUGAAGCAUUUAAGCAACAUCGCCCAGCUUUAUCGUUCUGCUUUCCUAUUAUGAAAACCUGCUGAGAUGUGAGAUAUCAUGCUCUGGUGCUUGGAGUGGGGGCAGUGCAGGACAGUUGCCUGAAGCUCACACUCCAAUGUCCUGGCACCCACUUGCUUGAGGGUUUAUAAAACUCACUGAAACUGCAUAUUUAUCUCGGACCUGCUCUGUUAAGAGGCAUUGACAGUGGAAUCACAGGUGUACAUGGUAAAUGAUGUUGGUAAUAAGAUCUCUUGUUUAUUGAAAUCUCAUGCAGCCUAGACAGCAGUGGUUAAGACUUGCAGUGAAUGAAGACAUGGGGUAUGAAGACUUAUUUCUGCGACACAAUAAUUGGGGGAAUUAAGUUACAGUACUUAUAUAUAUUUUUUAACUUUACUGUUACUCUAAGGAGAUGAAGAACCAUACGUGUUUAUGAUUUAACUUGAAAAAAGCAGACUUAUUUGUGCUGCUAUGGGAUACUUUCUUCAUCUAACAUGUUUACAAUACUUAAAUAAAAAUGAUAGGCCUAAUGUAAAGAACUAGACAUCAGAGUUUGACGUUUUUAAUUGAAGCGUGUACUGAGGGUUCCUGGGACAGCCUUGCCACUUGGCCUUUUCUGUUCUGCUGAAGUUGUCCAAGUUGCAGUUCUAUGUUCUGGUAUUUUACAUGCCACUUGUCUUUGUCCUAGUGCAGAGCUGCGAUUAAGCAGCUGCUGUAUGUAAUGUUUGAACCCCACCUAAACAUGUUCACGGACAGGUAAUGAAGAAUUGUAAAUGUUUUUGGCUUGAAAUUUUGUGAACCUUUUAGCAGUCUCCUGCAUUCAGACUGCUAUCGCCUACGGAGUAGCAGCUUUGGCUGUUCAUCGCACGGCUUUAAUGUACCGACCCAUGGUUAGUUGUGUGAUCUUCAGAUGCAGGGUCUGUGAAGUAUUAUCUGGAGCCAGUGGAAACUGGUGCAGGCUGGCAGACUCAGGGUCCCCCCUUGCGCCUCAGCGCGCAUGUGGUCCAGGCCAGCACUGCAGGAAGCAGAGCCUCUGGGGAGCCAGGAAACUGCGGGUCCAGUACUUGGAAAGGUCAUUCUGUGUGUGAGAGUAUUUAUCCUGGAAAGGCAUUUGAAAGAAAUAAAAACUGAUGUGAAACAA
Lepisosteus oculatus (spotted gar) is the source of this 6188-nucleotide messenger RNA. RefSeq names its product pleckstrin homology domain containing, family M (with RUN domain) member 2 (gene plekhm2). The record is from RefSeq and is a predicted model, not a curated record. Gene Ontology annotation, cellular component: endosome membrane. Gene Ontology annotation, molecular function: kinesin binding. Lineage: Eukaryota; Metazoa; Chordata; Actinopteri; Semionotiformes; Lepisosteidae. Gene Ontology annotation, biological process: regulation of protein localization; Golgi organization; lysosome localization.